AUGUUAGCAAACAAUCGAAGUGAUAUUCAAUUAAUUGAAGGUGAUGUUGCAUUACCUGUGCAUACUGGUCGUACAGUAUAUACUCCUUCUCCAAAAUGGCCUAAUGGUAUUGUACCUUUUGAAUUCGAUGGACCAUUCACAGAUGAACAAAAAAAUAUUAUUAUCGGUGCAAUGACAACUAUUAGUCAAAAUACAAACAAUUGUAUUCGAUUUGUUUCGCGUGCCAAUAAUCCAGUCUGGUUACGAAUUCAUUCUGGACAAGGAUGUUGGUCAUAUAUGGGAAAGGCUUUCAGUAGUGGUAAACAAGAUCUAUCAUUACAGAUUCCUGGUUGUGUACAUCAUUCGGUUUCUUUACAUGAAUUUUUACAUGCACUUGGUUUUGUUCAUGAGCAUACACGUCCUGAUCGUGAUACAUAUGUUCGUGUCUAUUAUGAAAAUAUUGAAUCGAGUCAAUCGUAUGCAUUCGAUAAAUUUCCUUCAAAUCAAGUGAACACAUAUAAUCAAGCAUAUGAUUAUGGGUCAAUCAUGCACUAUCGAAGUGAUGCUUUUUCAAUCAAUGGUCGCCCAACCGUUAAGCCUGUGUUAGCUGGAUAUGAAAAUUGGGAACCUUUUAUGGGUCGUGGUGAUAAAAUGAGUGCUCAAGAUAUUCAAAAAUUAAAAGCAUACUAUGGAUGUCCAUAA
Molecule: messenger RNA, 681 nt
Organism: Adineta steineri
Lineage: Eukaryota; Metazoa; Rotifera; Eurotatoria; Adinetida; Adinetidae
Source: the annotation of a GenBank genome assembly